This is a messenger RNA of Colletotrichum godetiae, 914 nucleotides long. RefSeq names its product putative C6 transcription factor. The record is from RefSeq and is a predicted model, not a curated record. Lineage: Eukaryota; Fungi; Ascomycota; Sordariomycetes; Glomerellales; Glomerellaceae. The coding region runs from base 155 to 718 and encodes 187 amino acids. The transcript has a single exon.
AGAGACAUAAAGGUGAAUGAAUUCUAGGUGCUGAAAAAAGGCAAAGUCUCGCAACAUCUCCGUUGCCACAUCCACCCUGCCGUUGCCCACUGGCCCCUCUUGCUAGUCUACAUAUAAAUUCAACAGUAGAUAUGGAACAUGAGACCUAAGCUACAUGACGGAAAUUCUUCCGAUCAAGUCCAAGAUGCCGAAUGCAAACAAAAUGAACCUGGCCAUGGGGCAAGCGCCAGCCUCGACGUCUCCCAAGUUGACAACCUCAUCUAUAAACACCGACCCAGUUCUUGGAUACAAGAUCCGAGUUCUCGUCCUCGAUUUCCUCAAAGAAGCAAAGAAUCCCGAUGCGCAACAACGAAUCAACUCAAUAACCGAGGCUAACUACAUCAGUGGCCCUUACUUCGAUCAGGAACAAGCCAAGCAAGUCAGGGAAGCCACUGUAAACGUGGACCUCCCGAUCAACCUCACUGCACCUACUCAAGUCAAUUACGAAGGCGGCGAAAAUGAAGACAGCGACCUCAGAGUCAGGAUAAUUGGGCUGACUGUGGAAAAGGCUAUCAAGACAGUAAUGAAUGGAUUCUUGGACAAACGCAGGGCCAGCGGAGAUGCUAGGCCUUGUGGACCACACGACCUUGACCCGAUAUAUGCAGCACUUUUCGGCGUACGCUUGUCCGAGCUGCAGUCCGAUAACUUCUUGAGUCGGCUGAGAAGGAGCGGGGUUUGAGAAGGUCUCUUAUUUCCAGACUUUCGGAGACGGGAUUCCCGCCGAAGGCACCGAGAAUUCGGUGUAUCCAGUGGGCGUUGACGGACAAGGUGGCGGUGACCUCGAAUAUGAGAUGCAAGGAGAAGUCACUCUCUGAGCAGGUAUAUGACAGUUUCCACUCCAAUGAUUGAAAAUGCGCUGAUAUUAUCUAGCCGCU